AAAAAAUUAAACAAAAAUCCGCCUGCUCAAGUGCAUGUAUCUAUUUUCCUAUAUAAGCAACUUUCCCCUUGCCACGCAAAGAUUCAGACUUGUCAGAAUUCCUCUCUAAUCUUUUCUUCUUUCUUACAAAAUUAAAAAUCCCAAACACGAAAAUUACUAACUUACUUAACCUGAAAUUUGAAAUUUCAGUUGACAGUUCUCGUUAUGGAAAUGUACCCAAGUACAAAUGAUUCCGAUUUGGCGACGCUGGACUCAAUUCGGCGAUACUUACUCGACGAAUCAUCAGACUUUCGACUCACUACUUCCACUGAUUGUACGAACGCGGCUCCCCCCAUGUUUUGCAGGAGCUCAAGCUUUAGUCGCUUGUACCCUUGUUUGACUGAUACCUGGGGUGACCUCCCACUCAAAGAAAACGAUUCUGAAGACAUGCUCGUUUUCGGUUUCCUCCGAGAUGCUUUAUCCGUCGGCUGGGCCCCAUCCUAUAACUCUUCCACGAAUAUUGCCCCGAUCAAACCGGAACCCCAAGAGAUUUUAAUGGAGACACCGGUGAAAAAGGUUGCUACGGCGGCGGAGAAGGCGAUUCCCGCGGUGGUUCCGGCUAAAGGGAAGCAUUAUAGGGGAGUAAGGCAAAGGCCGUGGGGCAAGUUCGCGGCAGAGAUUAGGGACCCGGCUAAAAAUGGGGCUCGGGUUUGGUUAGGUACUUUCGAGACGGCUGAGGAUGCGGCUUUGGCUUAUGAUAAAGCAGCUUAUAGGAUGCGUGGCUCGAGGGCUUUGUUGAAUUUUCCGUUGAGGGUGAAUUCUGGGGAGCCUGAUCCGGUAAGGGUAACGUCAAAGAGGGCAUCACCUGUGCCGUCUACGUCUUCGUCUUCCAGCUUGGAGAAUGGAUCGCCGAAAAGGAGGAGAAAGGUUACUGCACCGGCUCCGGUUGUGGCUAAAGCCGGGUUAGAUAUGGAUUCUGGACCGGAUGUUAAGUAUCAAGUUGGAUCGUGUACACAUGGCGAACAGCUAUUAGUGAGCAGCAGCAAGCUUAUCGACAUUCCCUCAAUUUUUUAAACAUUUAAAAAAUUAAAAAAAAUUAAAAAAAAAAAAAGAAAAGAAAAGUGAAGGGGUUGAAAUUAGAGAGAUUGUUUGGCUUUGUGAAUACAAAGCAUUUGUUAUUAUUUCAUGGAAGUUCUGUUGAAUGCGAAUUAUUUUUUUGUUUCUUUCUUAAAAA
Molecule: messenger RNA, 1213 nt
Organism: Durio zibethinus
Lineage: Eukaryota; Viridiplantae; Streptophyta; Magnoliopsida; Malvales; Malvaceae
Product: ethylene-responsive transcription factor 2-like
Biological process (GO): regulation of DNA-templated transcription; ethylene-activated signaling pathway
Molecular function (GO): DNA-binding transcription factor activity; DNA binding
Source: RefSeq, a predicted model, not a curated record